UGUAAUUUCAGUUGCGUUGUGGGUCGCUUGGUGUUAGAAGAGCGUGCGCUACAUGGAGCUCUGUUAACAAUAGUGCUGGAUUGAAUUGUGUAAGUUCUAUAUCAUUGCUUUGACUGCUGUAUCGAGCUUAUCACCAACUUUUAGAUAACCUGAGUCAACAACCACACGUUGUGCGUCGCAUCGAGAUGUCAACCCUUGAAGUGAACAAGUUUGUCACGCCGGAGAUGUGUAUGUACUGCUUCGACGUGCUGAAUGCGUCGCUGCAUAGCAGCCAAUUUCCCGUGGAGCCUCGAUUUCAAAACGAUAGCUUUCCACUGUUUGUAACAUGGAAAAUCGUACACGGAUCAGAUAAGCGCCUACGAGGAUGCAUUGGCACCUUCUCGAAGAAGAAGCUUCAUCUUGGCCUCAAAUCAUAUGCUUUGUCAGCGGCCUUGGAGGAUAGCAGGUUUGACCCAGUGACUGCUACGGAGUUGCCCUCACUGCAGUGCACAGUGUCGUUGCUGAUCGACUUCGAGAAGGUGGACGAUUGCAUGGACUGGGAGAUCGGCAUUCACGGGAUUUGGAUCGAGUUCAAGGACCACCUUGGCAUGAAGCGAACGGCCACCUAUCUGCCUGAGGUGAUGAGUGAGCAAGGGUGGACGCGGAUGGAGGCUCUCGAGUCGCUGCUGCGAAAGGGCGGGCACGUGGGCAGGGUUAGUAAAGCGCUGAUCAAAGGCAUAACAUUAACGCGAUACAAGAGUGAGAAGACGUCUAUGACAUACGGUGAUUACGUUCAGCACCACAUACACAUUCGUGAGCAGCAUGAACUACCACUCCCGGAUUGGAUCACCGUCAAGGCAUAGGCGUAUGCUCGAGUAGGCGUACAGCCCGUUGCCCGGAAUACAGCAGUAUAAACGAACUUUAUUUGUUACACACCCCCGGCCCAAGUUGUGUCUAGACCUCGCUCUGAUCCGAUAGUGAGCUGUAGUGUAAACGUUAGCGUUUUUGGUCACUCGGAUUAGGCAGAUCUGUGUACCAGGGCGUCUAUUGGAGCGCUUAUCGCGUUGAUACUAUGUGCGAUGACCCGUGGUAUGGACGAUGAGGAGGUCUGCCGAGCCAAAUGGGCGGCCGCACACAGCACAGAUGUGUGUAGAAAGAAGAAGCCGCUACUACACUAUUACCACUUAAGCAAUAGUCGGAGUUGUUGACAGGAGACUAGGGUUUUAGAAGAAGCUGAGACGACACCUGUAGGCAAAAUGAUAGGAAGUGCCGGGUUACGCGAAUAGAGGGCGUGACUUCGCUGAUCUAUUUUUAGAUUCGGGAGAGCAUCCCCAGCGAUGACAUCCACCACCAAUCCCUUCGUCUACUCUACCUUUCAACUCGAUAUUAGAUUGCCCAGAAUCAACAACCCAAUUCCGUGAUCCUUAAUUUAUUUUUUUUGGCCAAAGUUUGUUGAGAGGGUGAGACCGUGAGUAAUAAGAUAGUCCAAAGAUAUAACUAAAUCAUCAGUGUACAUACAUAUAACUAAAUCACCAGUAUAUAUACAUAUAACUAAAUCACCAGUA
This is a messenger RNA of Sphaeroforma arctica JP610, 1544 nucleotides long. RefSeq lists its product as hypothetical. The transcript has 5 exons. Bases 186 to 842 code for a protein of 218 amino acids. NCBI's taxonomy places the organism in Eukaryota, Ichthyosporea, Ichthyophonida. The record is from RefSeq and is a predicted model, not a curated record.